This is a messenger RNA of Anopheles merus, 2956 nucleotides long. RefSeq names its product ecto-NOX disulfide-thiol exchanger 2-like. The record is from RefSeq and is a predicted model, not a curated record. Gene Ontology annotation, molecular function: protein-disulfide reductase activity; RNA binding. Gene Ontology annotation, biological process: ultradian rhythm. Lineage: Eukaryota; Metazoa; Arthropoda; Insecta; Diptera; Culicidae. Gene Ontology annotation, cellular component: plasma membrane; external side of plasma membrane. The transcript has 5 exons. The coding region runs from base 314 to 2644 and encodes 776 amino acids.
CAAUCGAGAAACGUCAGAAAAGGGUGUUCUUGUUUUGAAAGAAAAAAGGGACGGCACAGCACGGAAAGUGAAAAGUUAGAAUUCUGCGUGUGCCCUACUAGCCCGUGUGUGCCGCGCGAAAAAUGAUUGCGUAAAGUUUUCCCCCGAUUCGCGCGACCAUAAGCGUGGUGCUAGUUCGUGUGUAGUGUUGUUGUGCAUCGGUUUUCCAGCCCGCAACUGUGUGUUGCCUUCCCUGCUAGGAGGGUUUGCGACAUCAUCCGCCCCGUUUUUUUCAGCCCACACCAGUGUCUGCCACUCGCGCCUACGCCGUAACAUGUCGUUUUCCUUCAAUCCGCUCGGGCCGGGGCUGCAUCCAAUGCAUCCACUGCUGUCCGGGGGUGGAGGUUUUCUUACCACCCAGCAGCUCGGGGCCCCACCGCCCACGCCCGCCAAUGCCGCCCUGCUAGCCGGCAUCAACAACAAACCGCUCGAGUUUAAGCUGAAACCAGUCCAGAACGGUUCCGGCGCGGCACCGAUGGAGCUGGAAACGGUGGCCGAGCGGGAAGCGAUCAAGGAUCACGGUGGCAAUGCGUUGGCCGCCAUGGAAAAGGCACGCGAGGAAAGCAUCAGCAAGAAGAUGCUGGAGGAACUGCACAAGCAGCACCAAACGGCUCAGCUGCAGCAUGCGAACGGGGGCGAGCUCGUGUUCAACCAGCUGCUCCAGCAGCACCAGUCUGCCGCCGCCGCCGCCCACCACCACCACGGUUUCAUGAUGAUGCCAGGCGUGAUGAACAUGGUCGACGGCACGUCCCUGAUCAGCAUGCAGCCGUUCCAAAUGAUGGCCCCCGGGGCGGAACUGUCCAGUGCACUGGGUGGAACCGCCGCCACCGCUCAAUCAGUGGCCGGCGGGGGUGGUAGUGGUGGUGUUCCGAGUGCCACAGCGCCCAGCGCCGCCACCAACGCGGAAAAGCCACCGGCCACGGCGAAGGAAAUUAUUUACUGCAAAAGCUGCACCCUGUUUCCGCCGAACCCGAACGCGCCGGCACCGAAAACGAUCGAGCGACCGCCCGGCUGCCGGACGGUGUUCGUCGGCGGCCUGCCCGCCGGCAUGACCGAGGAGGUGAUGCGGGAAAUCUUCGAACGGUGCGGCGAGAUCACGACCCUGCGGCUGUCGAAGAAAAACUUCUGCCACAUCCGGUACGUGUACGAGGCGUCGGUCGAUUCGGCCAUCUAUCUGUCCGGCUAUCGGGUGAAGAUCGGCAGCAACUUCACGUACGGUGGCGGUGGCAGUGCGGAGCCGAAAGAGCCCCCGAUCUUUGGCGUGCUGCACGUGGACUAUGCGCAGGCGCGCGACGACCAGUACGAGUACGAGUGUAAGCAGCGCAAGCUGCAGCGCGAAAAGCGCCACCGGGAGCGGCUGGAGGAGGACCGGUUCCGGUCGCUGUCGCCGCAGCCCGUCGUGCACUAUACGGAGCACGAGGCCGGCUCGGUCGCGGAGCGGCUGAAGAACGACGAAACGUUCGCGAAGGCGGUGCAGACGCUGGUGACGUGGCUGGAGCGGGGCGACUGCAGCAAGAAGAACGCGAACAACUUCUACUCGAUGAUACAGAGCACCAACUCGCACGUCCGCCGGCUGCUGAGCGAGAAGAGCGUGUGCGACGAGGAGCUGAAGCGGGCCCGGGAGCAGUACCGGCGGCAAACGAAGGGCAUGCUGGCACAGUUCAGUCAGAUUGAAAAAGUUUUCAAUGCGGCCAGUCACAAGAAGGUUUGGGAUCAUUUUACUAAAGCCCAAAGAAAAAACAUCGAUGCGUGGAAGAAGCAGUCACUGGACAUAAAAUGUGUACAGCUGGAUGAUUUCCCCGAUGAGGAUGGGAUGGACAUGUCCGAUGACGAUCAUUCUGUCUCCUCGCUGCCAUGCAAAAAGGCUCGCUGGGAGCAGGAUCAUAAGGACCACGCGGUCGAUACGGAUCGGGGCACGGCGGACAGUGCUGCCGAGCAUCAGUCCCUGCACGACAGCGAGCUCAAGAUGAAGAUCCUGCACAUUGAGGUGCUGCAGGAAACGAUCCGCAACCUGCAGACCCAGCUGCUCGAAAACAAAGCCAAAGAGACGGAACGCCAGAACCGCAUCUGCGAGCUGGAGGACGAGCUGAAGGAUGCGAACGUGAAGCAGCUGCUGCUGAAGACGAAAAUAGCCACCAGCAAGGCGGCCGCAUCCAGUGCCGCGAGCGUAUCGUCCUCGGGCAAGGGCGGUGACUCGGAGAGUGAAGAGUGUCCCGCGGUCCAUUUGCCGGACGGCGCCCCACUGGCCACGCCGGUGGAAAUGGUAAGCAAAGCGACGGAAACGGCCGCUGCCGAUGGGCCGACGGUGCCGGUGGUGCCGAACGAGCGGGAAGCCAAAAUGCUUGCCUUCGCCUCAACGUUUCUUAUGAUCAACCCGCACGGUGCACCGUUCGAGCAGGUCUGGGCGUACGUCGGUCGGUAUGUGAACGAGAUGAAGCCAAAGGAGCUGGAGGAUAUGUUUGCCCGCUACCGGCAGCUGUUCGAGCGGUGCAAUGCACCGGCUAGUGGCGAACAGCAGGUGCCGGGCGACGGGCCGAAUGCCAGCAGUAUCCCAUCUAGUCCCUGCUAUAGAUUUAUUGCCCACAAAGCACCCGCAGUACAGUAAGGCAAAUAGGUCGCUUCUAAAGCUUGCCGAGAGAUGUUAAUUUAGUAAUAGGUUUCUUUUCUCUUGUUGUUGUUGCUUUUAUUCAACUUUACCUUUGAACAAUCAUUGUGGCGUGGUGGAUGUUUGCAAAAUUGUGACAGUCAAAUUUUACUUCGAUUGAUAGCGUGUUGCGUACCGUAUAUACCACGUGUUGGUACUUAGGACGUUGUGCUGCUGCUUUAAGAAAAGCAGCACAAUAUGUUGUGUUCCUUUUAUUUUUCUUUAAAAAAGAACCCAUUUAAUUAUAAUAAGACACUCUUGAUAAUUAUUGUA